Xyrauchen texanus (razorback sucker) is the source of this 1412-nucleotide messenger RNA. Its product is annotated as claudin-23-like. Gene Ontology annotation, biological process: bicellular tight junction assembly; cell adhesion. The transcript has a single exon. The record is from RefSeq and is a predicted model, not a curated record. Bases 30 to 806 code for a protein of 258 amino acids. Lineage: Eukaryota; Metazoa; Chordata; Actinopteri; Cypriniformes; Catostomidae. Gene Ontology annotation, cellular component: bicellular tight junction; plasma membrane. Gene Ontology annotation, molecular function: structural molecule activity.
CGGCUGUUCUGUGAAUUUACAAUCCCAACAUGCGAACACCUGGGAUUUUUAUUUUCGGGUUGGUGCUCGCGCCUUGCGGGUUGAUUUUGGAUCUGGUCAGCACCGUGGCCCCGAGCUGGCGCACCAUCAGUAAUAUACCUGGAGAGUCCUCUGAUCUGGUUCUCCAACAAGGACUAUGGGACAUCUGCCGGACUUUCACAUCAUCUCGGGACAUUCAAUGCAACCAACAGAACACACAAUACUUCAACACACAGAUCGUCCAGAUUGCGCGCGGUCUGAUGUUGGCAUCACUCAUUCUCAAUGCCAUUGCUAUCGGCGUGGCAUCAGUUGGAGUGAGGUGUUGGACGAAUAACGCACCGCACUGGAUUGUCGCUGGCAUCGGGGGUCUUCUCAUUUUCAUCUCGGGGGUCCUCGCUAUCAUCCCGGUGGCGUGGUACACUCACAUCAUGAGCUCCAUCACCUCUUCAUCCACCGAUAUUCGUGUAGGAUACUGCCUAGUGCUGGGCUUCAUAGGUGGGAUCCUGGAAGUGUUCGGAGGUUUGGUGAUGUCCAUCGGGUUAUGCUGGAGUUGUGGUGAACGGAACCCAAAGGAAAGACCGUGGACAGACGUGGUGAGGUCCACGCGUCAUCCUUCUCCUCCUCAAAGGAUGACAGUACAGAGUAGUCCUAUAAGCAGUAUCAGCAGCGCGAGCAGUGCUCCAUAUUACUCCAAAGACACUGAUAUGGACUUCCCAAAAGCGAAGAGGCACCAGGAACGUUUUGUGAACUCUCCACACAGAGCAAGACCCUACGAUUCAGAUUUGUAAAAAAAAGACUGCACACACUUUUAACCUAGUGAUCUAACGGAAUUUACACCAUAGAAGAAAGAACGCUUAUAAAGAAGUAGCCUACCAUGGUUACGGUUUCCGCGGAGAAAUGCCAGAGUUAAGGGCCGUUCACACCGUAGGCUUAUGCGACUUUGCUCUUACACAAGAAAGACGCAGGGUUACGAACAGACAACAACGGAGGUGUCUCGAGACGCGUUUAAGUUUUUUUAAGGGACGCCAAACACGUCCUUAUACUGAAAAACAUAUAGGCGCAACCGACAGAACGCAGAUGAGUUUUUAAAAUUUGACGUGUUUUUAACUUGACACGGUGUCUAAAAACGUACAGUGCUCCUGAAAAAAAUAAAAAAUAAAUAAGCAAUCCCGCCAUUCUAUGAAAAACAAAACGGGGCGGACGGUCGCUAGAAUACAUUAAUUGUGAACACCCCCUUAAGGGGGUCGCACACCGAACGAGAAGCGCAGCGCAGCGCCGCGCCGCGCCGCGCCACGUCUAGAACAACUCACAGGUAUCGCACACCGGACGCGCACAUUCUAUUCGCGCGAGCUCAAUUUUGAAUCAACUCCUGGUAGAAGUCUAGAAGAGCUGCA